AUGGCCACAGCUUUUGCUGCUGGCGCCGACCUGGCCCCUAGGGGUCGAGGUUCGGAAGAUGCCAGCGAUCCUUUUGUUUCCCCAAACGCGGGCCCCAAUCACCUCCGCUAUUCCACUUUUGACAGCCAGAUGUUCGCUCUGAGCACUGGCUCGGCCGAGCAGGCAAAACGUGCGCUCGAGGCCCACCUGGCCGAGACGGACCGCCGCAUGGAAGAAGCUGGCAAGCUGGGCACCGCCCUAGUGCAGCAGCGAAAGGAGCUCGAGGAGAGGCUCCAAGAGGUGGAGAAGCUCCAGUCCGAAGAGGAGCUCACUCCAGACCUCAAGCAGAAGCUGGUGGAGAUCGAGAAGGACUACAAUGAGGUGGCUCGCGAGAGCGCGCGGGCUUUCCUGCCCAAGCAGCGCGUGCCCAGCAACGAGGCCGCUGGCUCUCCCUUUGCACCGCAAGGCAAAGGCGGUCGGCGAUCCGUCAGUCCCUCCAAGUUCGAAACCCAGGCGACGGGCUCCCCAACCAAGCUCAGCGUUCCCAACCGCAAGAUCCGCAACCAGCCCGCCAACCGGGUGCACGACAUCGAGUUCGCUGCCGAGAUCAGCACCUCGCUGAUUGCCCAGGUCCGCAACCUGCAGUCGCUGCUGACGGAGCGCGAAGAAGAGCUGCGAGACCUCAAGGUCGACAAGUCCAAGCUCGAGAUCGAGGCCGAGGGAUUCGAGCAGCGGCUCAAGACGCUCGACGAGAGCGAGCACCGCUACAAGGACGAGAACUGGAACCUCGAGACGCAGGUCCACGAGCUCCUUGCCGCGCAGAAGGACGCUGCCGACCGCGAAAAGAAGCUGACGUCGACCCUCACUGCCCUCCAGGCGGACAAGAACGCGACCCAGCGCGAUCUGGACGAGAUCAAGAUGAACCACGCCAAGCUCGCCGACGAGCACGCCGCCAUCGUCAAGAGCCACGACAUCGAGCUGGGCACGGCCAAGCGCAGCAUCGCCAUGGCGGAGAGCGAGAGAGCGGCCAUGCAGCGCAAGAUCGACGACCUGACGAGCCAGAACACGGAGCUGGCCCGGGCCUUCUCGCUCCAGCGCGGCCGCGUCCUGGACCGGGACCCGGCCUCGGGCCUGAGCGACGAGGACUUUGAGACGGCCGCCGACAACAUCACGCCCGAGCACUCGCCGCCGCCGUCGCCCGUCAAGGGCACCCCGCGGCACUCGAUGCUCGAGUCGGAGACGCUCAAGACGUCGCUGCACCACGCCCAGCGCACCAUCCAGAGCCUCCGCACCAACGUCCACCGCGAGAAGACGGAGAAGCUCGAGCUCAAGCGCAUGCUCCAGGAGGCUCGCGACGAGCUCGAGAAGAUGCGGAGCGACCCCUCUGCCAGCCGGCGCAGCCGCAAGGUCGACUCGAGGGAGUUCAAGAAGCCCCUCCGGUCCAGCCAGCUCGGCGGCGCCCGCUCCAGCCGCACCGAGCUGUACCUGGACGACCCCGAGUGGGAAGAGAACGGAGACGCGAGCCCGUCGCAGUCGCAGUCGCCGCUCCGCUCGUCGGUCUCGCGCGGCUCUGACCUCGCCGCCGCCGCCGCCGGCGAGACGACGGACCACUUCGAGACGGCCAACGAGACGAGCGACGCCGCCUUUGAGACGGCCCACGAGCGCGGCACCGAGACGGAGGACUUCCACACGGGCGCCGAAGAGUUUUCUGACGACGACGACGACGCCGUCACCGAGACGGAGAGCCUGUCGCGCGGCGCCGGCCGCAUCAAGCGCCCGCCCGUCCUCCCGCUCAACCAGCCGGGCAGCCGCUACUCGUUCCUCAGCACGGCGUCGACGUCCAACGACGAAGACGAGUACAGCUUCAACAACUCGGAGGCGCGCACGCCCACCGCCGCCGCCCCCCCGCAGAAGAUGCGGCUGCGCGUCAGCCGCGGGGCGCUCUCGCGGCGCUCGCGGCAGCCGAGCGAAGAGCCCAACCUGCAGAGCAGCCCGGCCAGCUUCGCCAACAGCAGCGCCGCCGGCACGCCGCAGGCCCCCGGCCAGAGCCUGUUUGCCGAGCUGGGAGACUUUGAGGGCAGCGACGACGAGUCGUUGCAGGCGACGCCCAGCCGCCGCAGCAUCCGCUCGUUCACGCGGGGGCGCACUGCGUCGCCGGCGCCCGAGCUCCCCGCCCUGCCCCGCGCCGUCAUGGUGGACAGCGGCACGAUGACGGAGCCCGUGGAGCUGCGGUCUCUCGAGGAGCGGCCCCUGUCGGCCGUCUCGUACGCGGCCGCGGGCACCAACCCCGCCGCGACCUCGUGGCUGGACGUCAUGAGCACGCGGGACGGCGAGCGCUCGCGGCCCCUGUCGAUGCUGUCGUACAGCGAUGCGGGCGCCCAGCACGACCCGGACAUGGAGGAGAAGCUCGCGCAGUUCCCGUCCCCGCCCAGCAGCAGGCUGGGCUUGGUGCGCACACCGAUCCUCCCGCCCCCGCAGACGCUGGGCAUGUCCAACAUCGCCUCGGAGCAUGUCGAGCCUCGUGCCCAGCCACCCCCGGCGCUGGGUCUCUCCCGGAUUCUCGGGGAGCACGUCGAGCCCGUAUCGGAGCCCGAAGCGCCGCCCCCGGCACCGCCUGCUCUGUCGCUGUCGACCAUCUCGGGGCAGCAUGUCGAGCCGAUGGCAGAGCCCGAGCCCCCGCUGCCCGCGCCUCCCCAGCUUGCCUUUGCGCCCAUCCACGCCGAGCACGUCGAGCCCCGGGCGGAGCCGGAAGCACCCGCGCCCGCGCCCGCCCUCUCGUUGUCGACCAUCCGGGGCGAGCACGUCGCGCCCGUGGCGGAGCCCGAGACGCCCAAGUCUGUCGCCCCGCUUGCUGCCGCUGCUGCUGCUGCUGCUGCUGCUGUCGCUGCUGUCGAGCCGGCUCUGUCGGUGUCGGCCAUCCACGCGCAGUCGCUGGAGCCAGUGGCCGAGCCCCCCGCCGAGGUGCCUGCGCCCCCGGCGCCCCCGGCACUGACAUUGGCCUCGAUUCGCGGGGAGCAUGUCGAGCCCCAAGCCGAGCCAGAACUUCCCAUGGCCCCUCCGGCCCCGCUGUCCUGGUCGACCAUCCGGGCUGAACACGUGGAGCCCCGGGCGGACGAGCCGCCGCGCCUGACGCAGUCGACGAUCUAUGCGCAGGAUGUCGAGCCCCAAGCCGAGCCCGCGCCUGACCACUCGCUCGAUUACUCGACGAUCCAGUGGGUUGGCACCGAGCCCGUCGAGCCCCGCAGCCCGCGCAGGAACGGCUUCAUCAUCCCCCGCGACGCCGACUCGCCGCAGGAGACGCGGCCCAAGACGCCCAGCCAUGCGGUGUUUGGCUCCCCGCUCGCCCGCGGCAAGGGCAAGACGCCGUCGACGCCCAUCAUCGCCGAGGACGAGACGCGCCAGUCGCCCAGCGACACGCCGCUGUCGGAGACGCCCGAGUCGCAGCGCCCCUUCAAGGAGAUCUCGACCAACUCGUUUGUCAAGCCGGCGCGCAAGCAGCCCGCGGCGACUGCGGACCAGGGCGCCCAGACCUCUCUGACGUCGGAGCAACUCGACGAGCUCCUCGUGGCUGGGGCGGCCAGGCCGGGCAAGGUGUCUGGCCACCAGCGGAUGGAGUCGCUGGGCUCGAGCAUGGGCACCCCGGGCGCGCACCGGCGCCGGGUGUCGCAGGACAGCUUCAGCAGCGUGAUCCGGCACAAGAUCAAGUCCGACGACGCGGGCAGCGAGCUGAGCGUCGAGGGGCUGGCGUUGCGCAGGCCGGGCAGCGCGUCGAGCGUCAAGACGGGGCCGGCCGGCGAGCUGCCCCCGCUGCCCCCGCUGCCGCCCAACCACCGGGAAGCGAUCGAGGCGGCGCGCACCGGAUCCGCGCAUGGCGCCCCCAGCUCGGCGCAUGGCCCCCCCGCCCCCGGCGCCAUGGGCCCGCCCCUGUUCCCCGCGUCGGCCUACAACAAGAACCCGUACCGCCCGCGGACGCCCAGCAUAUCGAAGCCCAUGUCGCCCGUGUCCGGGCGGGGCACGCCGACGCCGCGGGCCAACCGGGGCACCUCUGGGCACGGCACCACGGGCGGCGAGGUGCAGUCGCCGUCGCGCAACACGGCGCGCAGCCGGCGGUCGUCGGUGUCGUCGUUUGUGUCUGAGCUGGACAACCGGUUCGGGCUGCACGGGGCCGGUGGCAUGGACCCGGCGAGCUACUACGGCAGCAACACGGACCCGCGCAUGAUCCAGGCCAUCACGCAGACGAUGAUCGGGGAGACGCUGUGGAAGUACACGCGCAAGGCGGGGCGCGGGGAGAUGUCGGGGUACCGGCACCAGCGGUACUUUUGGAUCCACCCGUACACGCGGACGCUGUACUGGAGCGAGCGGGACCCGUUUACGAGCCCCGGGGAGAAGGCCAAGAGCGUGCCGAUCGAGGCGGUGCGGGUGGUGACGGACGACAACCCCAACCCGCCGGGCCUGCAUAGGAAGAGCCUGGUGGUGGUGUCGCGGGGGCGGGCGGUCAAGAUGACGUGCCACACGAGCCAGCGGCACGAGACGUGGUUCAACGCGCUGUCGUACCUGCUGCAGCGCACCGACGACGAGGGCCAGGCGGACGCGGAGGAGGUGGCGGGGGGGCUGACGCGCGAGGACGUGGACGAGUUCAACCCGCCGUACGGACGCCGCCCCGGCCUGGGCACGCGAGCCCCGGGCACCCGGCCAGCACCGCCGGCGUCGCUGUCGUCGUACAACUCGCGUACGACGCGCAACGAGUCGCCGGCGUUCGACAUGGGGUCGAUGCGGGUGCCGACGCUGACGCCGACGCACAAGAAGGCGGCGGGGGGCUCCUCGGAGCGGCCGCCGAUGGGGACGCUGGGGCGGCUCAGCGGGGUGUGGCGGUCGGGGGGCAACAAGAUGUCGGGGACGUUUGCCAGCCUGCGGGGGCGACGGGGGAGCACGCAGAACCAGAGUCAGGGCCAGAUCUACGAGGCGAGCGAGGCGUUUGACAGCGCCGAGGACCUGCGGCAGAUGUACGAGCAGCAGGACCGGGAGUCGGACCGGCUGGAGAAUGUGCGGGCGUGCUGCGACGCCCCCCUCCAGUCUAUUGCAUCCUGCUAUCGACGCCCCGCGAUCCCCCUCCUGCGUGCACCGACCUAUCCACGCCCGCCCAUCUCGCGUGUCGACGAUCCACGUCCGCGCGUCUUGUCCCGACUCCCGACGCCCGCCCAUCUUGCGCGCCCCGACUAUCCACGCGCCGACGAUCCACGCCCCGACUAUCCACGCCCAUCUAUCCUGCGUGCCCCGACUUCCACUGUCCUGCGUGCCCCGACCAUCACGCCCCCUCUCUCUCCCCCGGCCCAAACAAACGUCGAAACAAAAGCCCGCCCCCCGCGCGCGCAGACGGGGGACACACACGCAAAGAUGGCGACCGCAGGCCACGCAAAGUCCGACAAGGAGCUGUCGAUCAACAUCCAGAAGGCGACCAACGCCGAGGAGACGGCGCCCAAGCGCAAGCAUGUGCGCAGCUGCAUCGUCUACACGUGGGACAACAAGUCGUCGCUGGCCUUUUGGGCCGGCAUCAAAGUACAGCCGAUCCUCGCCGACGAGGUGCAGACCUACAAGGCCCUCAUCACCAUCCACAAGGUCCUGCAGGAGGGCCACCCCAUCUCCAUCAAGGAGGCCAUGGCCAACCGGGGGUGGAUCGACAGCCUGAACCGCGGCAUGGCCGGCGAGGGCGUGCGCGGGUACGGGCCCCUGAUCCGCGAGUACGUCUAUUUCCUGCUCGCCAAGCUGUCCUUCCACCAGCAGCACCCCGAGUUCAACGGCACCUUCGAGUACGAGGAGUACGUCUCCCUCAAGGUCAUCAACGACCCCAACGAGGGCUACGAGGCCAUCACCGACCUCAUGACGCUGCAGGACAAGAUCGACCAGUUCCAGAAGCUCGUCUUCUCGCACUUUCGGCACUCGGGCAACAACGAGUGCCGCAUCUCGUCGCUCGUGCCGCUCGUGCAGGAGAGCUACGGCAUCUACAAGUUUAUUACGAGCAUGCUGCGCGCCAUGCACUCGACGACCGGCGAUGACGAAGCCCUCGAGCCCCUCCGAGGCAGGUACGACGCCCAGCACUACCGCCUCGUCAAGUUCUACUACGAAUGCUCCAACCUCCGCUACCUGACCAGCCUCAUCACCAUCCCAAAACUCCCCCAAGACCCCCCCAACCUGCUCGCCGAGGACGAGUCCGCGCCCGCCCUGCCCGCACGCCCCAAGCAGGAGAUCGAGCGCGCCCCUUCGCCCGCCCGCGCCCCCAAGAACGAGGAGCCCGACGAGAUCUCCGAGUUCUGGAAGGGCGAACUCGACCGCCAGAACCGCGAGUACGAGGAGCAGCAGCGCGUGCUCGAGGAGCGCCAGCAGGCCCAGGCCCGCGCCCAGCAGGAGGCCGCCCUGCAGGCCCAGCGCGACUUUGAGGACCAGCAGCGCCGCCUCGCCGAGCAGCAGCGCCGCGAGCAGGACGCCCUCGCCGCCCAGCAGGCCCAGUGGCAGACCCAGGGCCGCCUGGCCGAGCUCGAGCGCGAGAACCUCAACGCCCGCGCCCAGUACGAGCGCGACCAGCUCAUGCUGCAGCAGUACGACCAGCGCGUCAAGGCCCUCGAGGCCGAGCUGGCCCAGCUGCAGGCCGGCUUCGGCCAGCAGGUCGCCAGCAAGGACGACCAGAUCCGCGCCCUCCAGGAGCAGGUCAACACCUGGCGCUCCAAGUACGAGAACCUGGCCAAGCUGUACUCGCAGCUGCGCCACGAGCACCUCGAUCUGCUACAAAAAUUCAAGGGCGUCCAGCUCAAGGCCGCGUCGGCCCAGGAGGCCGUCGACCGCCGCGACAAGCUCGAGCGCGAGAUCAAGACCAAGAACCUCGAGCUCGCCGACAUGAUCCGCGAGCGCGACCGCGCCCUGCACGACCGCGACCGCCUCACGGGCAGCAACAAGGACGAGGUCGACAAGCUGCGCCGCGAGCUGCGCGCCGCCCUCGACCGCGCCGACAACCUCGAGCGCAGCAAGGGCAACGAGCUCUCCACCAUGCUGGCCAAGUACAACCGCGAGAUGGCCGACCUCGAGGAGGCCCUGCGCGCCAAGUCGCGCGCCCUCGAGGACCACCAGGCCCGCCUGCGCGACGGCAGCGCCGACCUCGAGCAGCUGCUGCGCGACAAGGAGGAGGAGCUCGAGGUCUACAAGGCCGCCACCGACCAGACCCUGCUCGAGCUCAGCGAGCUCAAACAGAACCAGGGCGCCUCGGACUCGGCCCUCGACGGCCAGAUCGACGCCCUCGUCCUGGCGAGCCUCGCCAAGAUCAACGACAUCAUCGACUCGGUGCUGCAGUCGGGCGUCCAGCGCGUCGACGACGCCCUCUACGAGCUCGACUCGUCCAUGCAGGCCGGCAACCAGAACGCCUCGCCCGCCUACGUGCUGUCGCAGAUCGAAAAGGCCUCGAGCAGCGCCAUGGAGUUCGCCACCGCCUUCAACAACUUCAUCGCCGACGGGCCCAACGCCGCCCACGCCGACGUCAUCAAGGCCGUCAACGUGUGCUCGGGCGCCAUCGCCGACGUCUGCAGCAACACCAAGGGCCUCACGCGCCUCGCCACCGACGACAAGAAGACGGACGCCCUCGUCAACGGCGCCCGCCAGUCGGCCCAGUCGGCCCUCAAGCUCUUCCGCGGCCUGCAGAGCUUCCGCCUCGAGGGCAUGGACCCCAUCCAGCGCACCGACGUGGUCAUCAACGGCAACAACGACGUGCAGAUCAACCUGCAGAAGCUCAACAAGCUGGUCGAGGCGUUCGCUCCGGGCUUCGGCAAGCUGCUUGUCGGCGAGGGCGGCGACCUGGGCGACGUCGUGGACCGCGAGCUGAGCAAGGCGGCCGACGCCAUCGCCGCCGCGGCCGCGCGCCUGGCCAAGCUGCGCAGCAAGCCGCGCGACGGCUACUCGACGCACGAGCUGCGCGUGCACGACUCGAUCCUCGACGCCGCCACGGCCGUCACCGACGCCAUCGCGCAGCUCAUCCGCGCCGCCACGGCGACGCAGCAGGAGAUCGUGCAGGCCGGCCGGGGCACGUCGUCGCGCACGGCCUUUUACAAGAAGAACAACCGCUGGACCGAGGGGCUCGUGUCGGCGGCCAAGGCGGUGGCGGCGUCGACGGCGACGCUCAUCGAGACGGCCGACGGCGUGCUCUCGGGCCGGCACAGCCCCGAGCAGCUCAUCGUCGCGUCCAACGACGUGGCGGCCUCGACGGCGCAGCUCGUGGCCGCCAGCCGCGUCAAGGCGGGCUUCAUGAGCCGCAGCCAGGAGGCGCUCGAGCAGGCGAGCAAGGCGGUCGGCGCGGCGUGCCGGGCCCUCGUCCGGCAGGUGCAGGGGCUGAUCCGGGAGCGCAGGGGCGGGGCCGAAGAGGAGCGGGUGGAUUAUGCGACGCUCGGGGCGCACGAGUUCAAGGUGCGGGAGAUGGAGCAGCAGUUACACGUCAUGGUUUGGCUAACCCUCUUUCGUCUCCCUCUGCAGGUCGAGAUCCUUCAGCUCGAGAAUGCGCUGUCGGCGGCCCGGUCUAGGCUCGGAGAGAUGCGCAAGAUCUCGUACCGGGAGGAGUGA
Molecule: messenger RNA, 8574 nt
Organism: Thyridium curvatum
Lineage: Eukaryota; Fungi; Ascomycota; Sordariomycetes; Thyridiales; Thyridiaceae
Exons: 7
Coding region: 1-8574 (2857 amino acids)
Biological process (GO): clathrin coat assembly; maintenance of protein location in cell cortex; endocytosis
Cellular component (GO): actin cortical patch; clathrin-coated vesicle; cell cortex
Molecular function (GO): clathrin light chain binding; actin filament binding; phosphatidylinositol-3,4-bisphosphate binding
Source: RefSeq, a predicted model, not a curated record